GGGGUGAAACAAAGACAAAGACGGCACCAGUUGCAUCCCAGUUUCCUGGCCUGUAGGUCAGCCUUUAUGGCACUGCACUGUUUCCUUCACUGGAAGGGCAUCCUGGAGGACUUCUUUCAAACACGGGGGCAGCAAAAGGGGGGUCGGCUGUGCCCCAGUCUAUAUGGAUUUGCAGAGAGUGCAGUAACAGACCGAACCGAGCUGGAGAACUAAGAGGGGAAACUCUGAUCACAAGAUAACUCAAAGGCGAUUAACAGAAAAGUCUACGAAAGUACUCGGAACAGACGUUUAUCUUCUUCUGACCAGCACUAAAAAGGAAAGAUUAAAAUGGCAACGUCGACACCCAAAAACACUCCCCGAGGUGCCAACUCACCACUGUCCCCCAACCGCAUCACCCGGCUCCAGGAGAAAGAUGACCUGUGCAACCUCAACGACCGGCUGGCCGCCUACAUCGACAAGGUGCGCUUUCUGGAGAGCGAGAACGCCGGCCUGCGUCUGCGCAUCACCGAGUCGGAGACCGAGGUCAGCCGGGGCCUGUCGGGCCUGAAGGCCGCCUACGAGACCGAGCUGGCCGACGCCCGCCAGACUCUGGACUCUGUGGCCAAAGAGCGAGCGCGUCUGCAGCUGGAGCUGGGCAAGCUGCGGGAGGACUACAAGGAGCUGAAGGCAAGGAACACCAAAAAGGAGUCCGAUUUGGCCACAGCGCUGCAGAGGGUCAAAGACCUGGAGGCUCUGCUGAACAACAAGGAUGCGUCCUUGGCUACGGCUCUGGGAGAGAAGCGAAGCCUCGAGGUGGAAAACAGGGACCUCAAGGCGCAGGUUGCCAAGCUGGACACCAGUUUGGCCGAUGCCAAGAAGCAGCUGCAGGAUGAGAUGCUGAGGAGGGUCGACGGAGAGAAUCGCAUCCAGACAAUCAAAGAGGAGCUGGAGUUUUGCAGGAACCUCCAAUCUGAGGAACUGCGGGAGACAAAGCGGCGUCAUGAGUCUCGUAUGGUUGAGAUGGACAACGGCCACGUGCAGGACUUUGAAAGCAAGCUGGCCGAGGCGCUGACGGACAUGCGCAGCCAGCACGAACUGCAGAUCAAAAUGUACAAAGAGGAGAUCGAGAAGACCUACAACUCCAAGCUGGAGAAUGCUCGUCAGUCAGCGGACCGGAGCAGCCACCUGGUGGGGGCAGCACACGAGGAGCUCCAGCAGACCCGGAUCCGCCUGGAGUCCAUGUCCUCUCAGCUCAGCCAGCUGCAGAAACAGCUGGCGGCACGCGAGGCCAAGCUAAGGGACCUGGAGGACGCCCUGUCUCGGGAGCGGGACUCCAGCCGCCGCAUGCUGGGGGAGAAGGACAGGGAGAUGGCCGAGAUGAGGCAGCAAAUGCAACAGCAGCUGGAUGAGUACCAGGAGCUCCUGGACGUCAAGCUGGCUCUGGAUAUGGAGAUAUGUGCGUACAGGAAGCUGCUGGAGGGAGAGGAGCAGAGGCUCCGUCUCUCUCCCAGCCCCCCGCCCGCCAAAAUGACAGGGAGUCGCUCCUCUACCUCGGGAGCUCAAUCUCGCUCGGUCCACUACAGCGCCCAGAGCUCCCCCGCCAAGAGGCAGCGCCCCAACGACACCGACAGCGAGGCCUCGACCAUCGCAGGCGGAGCCGUGGCUCGCACUCGCAUCGCCCAGCAGGCCUCGGCCAGCGGGCGGGUCACUGUGGACGAGGUGGACCUGGACGGGAAAUACGUCCGACUCAGCAACAAAUCAGAUGAGGAUCAGAAUUUGGGGAACUGGCAGGUGAAGCGGCAGGUGGGGUCCGGUGCUCCGAUCAUCUUCAAGUUCCCGGUCAAAUUCACCCUGAAGGCCGGCCAGAGGGUCACGAUCUGGGCCUCUGGUGCUGGUGGAACCCACAACCCUCCCUCUGACCUGGUGUGGAAGACUCAGCCCUCCUGGGGCACCGGAGACCUGUUCCAGACCACCCUGAUCAGUGCCAACGGAGAGGAGAUGGCAAUGAGGAAGGUCACCCGCACACAGUUUGAAGAGGAAGAUGACGACAUGCAGGUGGCUCACAGCACCUGUGGAGACAGCGAGUACAACCUGCGGAGCCGGACGGUGGUCUGCGGCUCCUGCGGACUUCCUUCCGACAAAUCCGGCAGCCACUGCACCGUGAGCUCGGCCUCCCGCUCGUUCCGCAGCGGAGGGAUCUCCGAGGGUCUACUGCCGCACUCCUACGUGUUCAGCGCCAGCACCCCUCGCAAGACUGGAGCCAGAAUGGAGAAAUGUCCAAUUAUGUGAGCCACCUGGACGCACGCUGAAACACUCUUUAUGUUUAGUUUAGUUUAAUUUAGUUUAGUUUAGUUAUUACUUCUUUAGUUACCAGUUGUAGUUAUUUAGUUCAGUUCAUGUACUUUGAAAUCAUUUUCAAUUAUUCUAUGCAAUAAAACUUUAUACUGCUUUUUUUCUAAUGUACAUAGGCUAAGUAAAUACUUUCUUGAAUAUGAAAGGUGAUUUAAACAGUUCAGAUGAUAAACAAAUCACUUUCUUAUGCUAGUCAUAUCAUAGUUAAAUCAGAUGUACACUCUAUGAACAUACUGCUGCAGCAGGGUUGCAGUAAAUUUCUUUGUGUUCACUUUUUUUACUAUAUAAAAUGUGCUUUUAGUUAAAGUAAAUUGACCCCAACCUUGUUACAGAUCUGCAGAAUGUUGUGUAUUUCUUUUGCUGAUAUCAAUAAACAUGUUUUCUGAAUUUG
Cyclopterus lumpus (lumpfish) is the source of this 2722-nucleotide messenger RNA. Its product is annotated as lamin-A-like. The transcript is spliced from 14 exons. NCBI's taxonomy places the organism in Eukaryota, Metazoa, Chordata, Actinopteri, Perciformes, Cyclopteridae. The coding region runs from base 328 to 2268 and encodes 646 amino acids. The record is from RefSeq and is a predicted model, not a curated record.